Molecule: messenger RNA, 528 nt
Organism: Zasmidium cellare ATCC 36951
Lineage: Eukaryota; Fungi; Ascomycota; Dothideomycetes; Mycosphaerellales; Mycosphaerellaceae
Exons: 2
Coding region: 1-528 (175 amino acids)
Source: RefSeq, a predicted model, not a curated record
AUGAACACUCGCUAUCACAUACUGGUGUUUCUCUUGUCAUUGACGGGGCUUGGUUCAUCAACACAGAGCAACUCGUCUAUCCCCUCCGUCAAGUUCGAUCCAAUCUACCUCUUUUCCGGUAAGGUGACUUUGGGAAAGAACGUCACGGGCAUCCCAGCGUCACCGUAUGAAGGAGAACUAGCGGCACUCCCCAUCACAGGGGGCUACAUCGAAGGCCCUGCCAUCAACGCAACCAUCGGCUAUGGAGGACUAGCCGUGCCGAUUUUCAGCCAAAAUUUCACCCUUGACAAUCAAAGAGUGCAGCUCUACGGCAAGACUGACGAUUGCGUGCCAUUCUUUACAGAGUGUGUGAGUAUUGGGAUUCUUACCGCAAAAUGGGCUAGAUGUACGGUUGCGAUUGGGGGAAAGUAUAAGCAUGGUGCAGACACUUUUGUGUUGGCAGCUCUGACAGAUAAUGCUGAUAUCACGGAGAGCUACAUUGAGGCUUGGGGUCUGAGGAGGACGGCUGGUGACUACACUUUUGGGUAA